Molecule: messenger RNA, 936 nt
Organism: Capronia coronata CBS 617.96
Lineage: Eukaryota; Fungi; Ascomycota; Eurotiomycetes; Chaetothyriales; Herpotrichiellaceae
Exons: 2
Coding region: 1-936 (311 amino acids)
Source: RefSeq, a predicted model, not a curated record
AUGGAGACGCCAAUUGACCCUAUGACUAGACAGAAAUCUUUUCGUCAGACUGCGUCAUGGCGGUCACCACAGUCGUCCACGUCGUCCGCGAACUCACGUCUCUCUACCCACCAUAAGGACCAUCUGCAAUGGCCCAGUGCAUGGGAGUCUCCGGUUUCAUACAAUCCAUCUCCUCGGUCUUAUCCUCUGGUCAAUUACCCUGACCAGCGAAAUGUUCAAUCGUAUUGCUCUCACGACCAAUACCAUCACCACCCUUUGUCGCUAGUCGGGGACAUCGAUCCCUUGGACUAUCUCGAUGUCUUCCAACCGCUUGAAGAUCCAUGUCAGGACACUGCAUGUCAAGACCUUGGACAAGCGCCGUUGAAAAGGGUUGCUUGGCCGUUAGACUUGAACCCUGCCUCCUCUGCGGAAAACUCGGUUGUGGACGUCGGAUCAGCUCCGACUGCAUUUCCACAAAAUUUCUUCCUUAAUCCCUUUGCCGUCUCUUUCCCGGGGGACAUUGCAUGUCCCACUCCGAUGUUUACGCUACCAGCCAUCAAACCAACCCCAUCCACAUCGGCGGUCAGCACAGGCAACAUCUCUCCUGACGUGACGUCAAGGAUGAGAUCUCCCGCAUUCCCGCCUGCGGUCGUAGUGGACACUCCGAAUCCGGUGACUACAGCUCAGUCGCAGCCGCCUGGAAAGAGUGUCACGCAGAAGAAGAGCCCUCUUUUCCAAUCAAUGGUCCCUGAUCGUCAAAUCCACUUUGUCGACAUGGCGGACAAGAAAGGGGCGCAGAGGAUUCGAAAUGGCAUCAAUUCUCGCAAACAUCGUCAAAACAAGCUCGACAAAAUCCGAGCGUUGGAGAAGAAGCUAGCGACUUGCGAGGCUGACAGGAGAAGAUGGCAGGGGAGGGCGACGGAAUUGGGUUGGAAGGAGGAUACCUGUCGUAAAUAG